This is a messenger RNA of Cuscuta campestris, 2158 nucleotides long. The record is from the annotation of a GenBank genome assembly. NCBI's taxonomy places the organism in Eukaryota, Viridiplantae, Streptophyta, Magnoliopsida, Solanales, Convolvulaceae.
CACGUAAGUAGGUAACGACACAAUCAUAAGAUAUCUGACCGAUUCGGUGACGGGGACAACAUCUCAGCCAUGGAAAUUGAUCCGCCAUUGCACGGCGAAGAGGAGGACCCGUUUCUUCAGUUCAUCGACUACGCGAAAUCAAUCUUAUCCCCUGCUGCAAAUGAAGAAGACGGAGGGGAAUCAAUGGGGCCAGGCUGGAGCUGGAUUGCUUCCAGAAUCCUCAAAACGUGCACAGCCUACUCCAGCGGCGUCACAGCUGCCAUUCUCCUGUCGGAACUAUCUCAGGCCUGGAAUGAACAGAGUAGGAGUGGUGCUCCAAAGAAACAGCCAGAGUGUAUUAGUCAGCUGAGGAAGAAACAUAAGAGGGGAAAGCUACCAAACACUGUCACAAUAGACUCUGUCUAUGAGAAAAAGUUCUUGUCAUUGAAUAGUGUUAUUGAAGCUGUUAUCAUAGACGUUGCAAUUCUUCCAGGAACAAAUAUAUACAUGCUUCACCUUGGAGAUGUUUGGAGCUCUAACACAAUUGAUUUGUAUCUUCACCGAAGGUUCUACCACUUGGCGGAUCUUAGCAAUGGUAUAUUAAAGAAGGGGCGUGAAGUGUUUCUUACAGGAUGCCGCCUUAGAACUACAAAAGGAUUUUCAAGUCGUGCACGUCUUUUGCCCACUGAAUAUCUUGUUAUAAUUUUAGACGAGGAUGAAGAUGAUGAUGCAAUAAUGCUAGGUGCACAAUUUUGUUCUGACUCGUUCUCUUCCAUUUGUCUUGAUGAAGUUAAUCAAGGGGUCGCUUAUUCACUAUAUGCAAGGAUAGAAUCCAUUGGCUCAAUGGAAGUUCAAGGCAUACAUGGCAGUUUACAGAGAAAACAAAUCACUCUUGUUGAUAAUGAUGGUGUCAGGUUGAAGUUUCUACUGUGGGGUGAGCAGGUUUUGUUUUCUAAUCUUUUUAGUGUUGGAAGUAUGCUUGCCAUGGACAGACCAUUUAUAGCCAGUUCUGCUGAAAGCAGCCUGGACUCAAAUGAAGAGUUAUGCCUUGAAUAUGGAAGUGAGACCCAGCUCUAUGUUGUCCCUCUUAUUCAGCAUAAAGAACAAGUAUGUGUAGCAUUGACACAGAAUCGUUGCCAAGGAUCAAAGCUGUUAACAGAAUCAGAUCCAGCGCAGGGACUUUCAGUUUCACAAGUGUCAUUGCCGUGUGACUCUCAAGGGUCCAUUGACUUCAGAAAUUAUCCCUUCCGGUCGUUUGUUACAGAUCUGCAUGACAAGAUGACUGGAAUCAGCCUCUAUGGAGAUGUUAAAGACAUCCGAAGUAUGGGAGAACAAACAUUCUCUUUGAAAAUUGAGGAUGCAACAGGUGCAGUUUGGGCAAGGCUACAUUUUGUAGGAUCCUGGUCAUUUGGAAGGCUUAGCUUGGGGCACACUGUAUUUAUUUCUGGCCUGAUAUGUUAUAUGAGCAAACAGAGAACCCUUGAGCUGUCAUGGUUUGAGAAUGGUCCUGGAUCUUAUUUUGUGAAUAUUAGCUGCCUACCUUCACUGCUUAAUUCAUCAUGCCUUCACAAAUUUUCCAACCUUUCUGAUCUAUCAGUCCGUGCUGCUGGUACACAUGUAUGUCGAGUAUGGUUGGAUCAAAUUGAGUAUUGUCAAGUCGGUACCAGAUUCUCACAUGCCCCUUGUGGUCAUCUUGUAAGUGAGGAGGUUUCCAAUGCAGACCUAAAAUGCAACUUUUGUCACUGCAUAUGCAAUGAUGAAGUUGUGCGACGUUUUGAACUGAGAGUAACUAUUGCUGAUGGCACUGGAAAGCUCUUGGCCUGGUGCUCUGGCCAUACUGCCACAGAGUUACUGCAGAUCACUCCCGAUGAGUUCUGCGAAUUGCCAGAGGAAGAACAAAUCAUGUAUCCUUCUUCCCUUGAGAACGAAAAGUUCACAGUGGCAUUGGUGAAGGGCCAUGAUGUUAGUACAGGCAACCACCAGCAAGAAGCUGUGUCGUGGGAAAUAACGCGUGCAGUCAAGUAUGAAUAACAUCUUUGUUUAUUGUUCCAUGGAGUGGAUAAUUAUACCUGUAGAUAUUUGCUCCUUUCGGUUCAAAUUACUACUAUUUAUAUAGUUAAACUUCUUUUUCUUUCCCUUUUUUGUUACUCAUUUGAUAAAAUAAUAUACUUAUAUUAUC